Molecule: messenger RNA, 624 nt
Organism: Pisolithus orientalis
Lineage: Eukaryota; Fungi; Basidiomycota; Agaricomycetes; Boletales; Pisolithaceae
Exons: 1
Coding region: 1-624 (207 amino acids)
Biological process (GO): DNA recombination; DNA integration
Molecular function (GO): DNA binding
Source: RefSeq, a predicted model, not a curated record
AUGGAUCUCAAAAAUCCAAGAGAUGCUGCCAUCUUUGUGUGUUUAACCACAGUUUUCUACUGUGUAGCCAGACUCAGAGAGUUCACAGUAACAUCAAUCAAACAUUUUGACCCAGUGAAGCACAUCACUCAAGCAGACUUGAAACAUCUCCACAACCUCAAUGGCCUACCAGUCACCAAAUUCCACAUUCCUUGCACCAAAACCUCCCCACAAGGAGAGGACAUUCAAUGUGCACCUGUGGAAGGCAUCACAAACCCCAUCGAAGUGCUAGAGAACCACUUUCAAGUCAACCCCACUGAUCCCAGCACACAUUUAUUUGCAUGGAAGCACCCCACAGCAGGCCUAUGCCCACUAUCCAAAUCAGAGGUCACCAAGUGCAUCUUGGUGCUAGCCUCUGAACAUAAUCUUCCAAACCUCAGAGGACACAGUCUAAGGAUAGGUGGCACACUUCACUACUUGCUUCAAGGCAUUCCCUUUGAUGUCAUCAAGACAAUUGGGAAUUGGGCAGGACACUCCUUCACACUAUACCUAUGUCAACACACAAUGAUACUAGCACCCUACCUCAACGAUAGGCCCACUCUCCUGGAACACUUCAUGAGAUAUGCUAUGCCCCCAGUGCACUAA